This is a messenger RNA of Protopolystoma xenopodis, 783 nucleotides long. The record is from the annotation of a GenBank genome assembly. Lineage: Eukaryota; Metazoa; Platyhelminthes; Monogenea; Polystomatidea; Polystomatidae.
CUGACCUUUACCGGAUCAUCUAUCCGACCGACUGGACGGUCUCGACUGGCAGGCUUGAGCACUGCUUUGCCUGACUCUCCAAGAUCGAGGCCGUCGGGGCCGCUUCUCGGCUGUCCUCCGCAUCGAUCAGUUGGGGCGAAUGCCGAUUCAAAACAGCCGAGUCCGGUCAAUGCGACCAGGCGGCAGGAGCAAUGUCGACUUCACGACUUUCACCGACAGACCCACCAGCGGAGAAAGACCUUCCAAGGGCAGUCCAGUCGGCAUAAGCCCCUGCUCCCAGUUGACGAGAGCUCCGCGUCGCCAGGUCGGCCCGCCUCCGUUUGCUUCGCCUCGCCGUCCAUCCGAGCCCCCUUGAGACUGCCCCAGGCGAUGUCGGGCCUCGGCGACCGCUCGUCCAUAGAAAGUCAGGCCGGUUCGCCGCCGUUUGCCUUCAUGAAAAGCGCGAAUUGGAACAACAAUGCCACCAUCACCAACGGCCUCGACGCCCUACCCUCUCGACAGGAGCCGUUUCCCGGACGCGCUAUCGCCCAGGCCUCUAUGCCCGUCCUGGCGCCGGUGAUACCGCCGUCGGCCGGUCUCACCUUUUUGGGAAAUCUACAGUCAGGCAAGACGCUCAGCACGUCCGGCUACGGGACGAACAUGUCAGCAUUGCUGGGCGGCAAGGGUCCGGUCGGCCAGAAGACCACUCAGUGCAACUACCUGCGACCCGACCUCAAUGACAUGCUGGUCAAAAUGGGUCUUCGAGCAGAAGUGCCCUACUUGACACGAAAACAGGUUGCAUAG